Messenger RNA from Stegastes partitus (bicolor damselfish), 4444 nucleotides. Its product is annotated as integrin alpha-M-like. Lineage: Eukaryota; Metazoa; Chordata; Actinopteri; Pomacentridae. The record is from RefSeq and is a predicted model, not a curated record. Gene Ontology annotation, molecular function: integrin binding. Gene Ontology annotation, biological process: cell-cell adhesion; cell-matrix adhesion; integrin-mediated signaling pathway. The transcript has 30 exons. Bases 77 to 3490 code for a protein of 1137 amino acids. Gene Ontology annotation, cellular component: external side of plasma membrane; integrin complex.
UUACCUCCCACAGUUUCUCAAUGCAUUUGUUUGAACUUAGAGGGUUCAUUGUGCUGUCAGUCAUAGGAGUAACACAAUGGACUGGACGACUACUGUCGCACUGAUCUUGUCAGUGUUACAACCUGCUCGUUGUUUCAACAUUGACCCUGUGGCUUGGAAGUCCUUGAGCAACCGUGCUGCAGGUUUUGGCUACCAGGUGGUGCAAAGACAAUCGGAUUUGCUUGUGAGUGCCCCACUUGCACAGUAUUCAGAAAAUGGAAGGGGCGAAAUAUAUAGGUGCACCAACGACAACUGCCAAAAUAUUAAAGUUGCAGUGCCAGAUUAUGCAGUCAAUAUGUCCCUUGGUUUGACAAUGACAAGUGAUCCGAAGACGCAAAACACUAUGGCAUGUGGCCCAACCAUUCCUAAGGACUGCAGAAGUAUCACCAUGUACAACGGUGUCUGCUUUGAGAUCGAUAGGUCUAAUACAAUUGGACAACCUAUGCCUUCUUCUCUUCAAGAGUGCAGAACAGUAGCAGACAUUGCCUUCCUGUUGGAUGGUUCAGGCAGCGUUGAUGCAGAAGAUUUUCAAACAAUGAAGACCUUUGUGAAAAAUCUGGUCCGGUCAUUUCUGUCAAGCGACACACAGUUUUCCAUUUCCCAGUUCUCCAGCUCACCCGACAUUCAUUAUUAUUUUAACAAUUUUUUCUCGAAUGGACAAUGGGAGCAAAACAUUGAUGGAAUAUAUCAACUAGGGGGAUCAACUUUCACAGCAAAGGCCAUCCAAUAUGUCGUCAACAACGUUUUUGUACCACAAAGAGGUUCAAGACAGAAUGUGAAGAAGAUCUUGAUAGUCAUCACAGACGGAGCAUCUAACGACCGGGGCCAAUUGCAAAAUGCUGCAGCUUCAGCCGAAAGUAAGAAGAUUGUUCGAUUUGCGAUUGGGGUGGGGAAUGCAUUUCAAGUCACAGGAGCAAGAAGGGAACUGGACACCAUUGCGUCUUCUCCCUCAACAAAACAUGUGUUUCAAGUGGAAAACUUUAACGCACUUGAAAUAAUAAGGCAGACUUUGCAGGACAGCAUCUUCUCUAUCGAAGGAUCUCAAACCAGUGGUGAAUCACUGAAAAUGGAAAUGUCUCAAGAGGGAUUCAGUGCAACUUAUGUGCCAGGGGGAAUUCAGAUGGCUAUUGUUGGUGCGAACGAGUGGAGGGGAGGCUACAUGCAAUACACAAGGACAGGCACCAAAGUGAACUCAUACGAGCCUACGUCUAUGAAGACGGACAGUUAUCUUGGUUACUCCAUAGCAGCUGCUCAAACUAGGGAAGGCCUCCUGACAGUUGUUGGAGCUCCGAGAUACGAACACAGAGGAAUUGCGAUAGCUGCUUACAGAGAAAGAACUAGCCAAGUGAUUGACCCCUAUCCAUGGCAGCAUCAGACUGGUGAAUAUUUUGGGGCUGAGGUUUGCGCCAUGGAUCUGAAUUCAGACGGCAACGCUGACCUCAUCCUCAUAUCUGCUCCAAUGUACAAGGAACCCGACAGAGAGGGAAGAGUUUACGUUUGCACAAUAACUGGUUUGAGUGUCGGGUGCCAUUUUGAUGAUCCAUUAGUACUAAGAGGAGAUGAAUCUGACAAAGCAAGGUUUGGGUCUUCCCUCGCUGUGCUGCCUGAUCUGAACACAGAUGGACUCAGUGAACUGGCAGUCGGAGCACCUUUGGAGAACGACGGUCAAGGCAGCAUCUACAUAUUCCACGGCGAAGGAGGAGGAAGAAUCAGUUCUGCUUUUUCACAGAGAAUAGCUGCCUCUGAAGUCCAGUCCGGACUGAGGUUCUUUGGCAUGUCGAUCAGUCAGAUGUCUUUCGACCGGAGUGGUGACAGGUUGCCUGAUUUAGCGGUGGGUUCAAAGGGCACUGUUGUCUUACUCAGAUCAAGGCCAAUAGUACUGGUAGAAACUGCAGUGUCAUUCAGCCCAACCCUGAUCCCUACUCAGAACCAAAAUUGCUCAACCCCCCUGGAUGGUUUAGCUAAAAUCUGCUUCACCAUGACCAGAUUCUCUGCAGUAGACACAGCUCGGGCAAAUAUUAAUUUUACUUUUACGCUGGAUGCCAAUCGCAAGCCGCCAAACAACCGAGCGUACAUCAGCGGCAAACAACGAGAGGAAACCAGAACCGUGACCGCUGACUUACGUGGGCAAACGUGCUCCACUGUGAAAUUCUUCAUUGAGGCGUGCCCAGAAGAUGCCCUCAACGAACUUUCCAAUGAGGUCAGAUUCACAUUUGAUGGUUUGCCCUCUUCUGAAAAUCUCAGACCAAGUCUUGCUCAGCAGGCUCAGACAACAACCUUUCAUCCUAUUGGGUUUGAGAUCAACUGUGGCAUGGACGAGAAAUGUGUAGAUAAGCUGAAAGUGGAUUUCAACUUCACCAACUCCUUAGAGGUUAAAGUGGGCAUUGACGAGCUCCUGAAUGUCACCGUCUCAAUGGAGAACAGCGGAGAAAACUCCUACAACAGCCUGGUUACGCUCACAUAUCCACCCGGACUCUCUUAUAGGAAGUUCACAGCUCUGCAGGGACGAAUUGAGUGCAGAUCCUUGGACAGUGAGGAUGGCUUAGUGGCAGGAAAGACACAGUGCACCGUCGACAGGCCUAUUUUCAAGAACAACGCUAAGGCUUUCUUCGUUGUCGCCUACGGGAUUGAAACUGACAGUCAACUUGAUGGAAGAAUCUACAUCACCACAAACGCCAGCAGUGGAAAUAAGGAGCACGACCCUAAAGGUGAACUCUACAAAAAGAAAGGGAUUGAUGUGAAAUACAGCAUUUUUGUUACAAUCGACAGCUCUCUCAGCUACAAUAAUUUCACUUUUGGAAUGAAUGAUUUGCAGAAACCAGUCAAGCAGCCAAUCAAGGUUACAAAUGACAUCAGGGCGCUGAAUUUCACUGUGGUGAUCAGGGUUCCGGUAAAGCUCGGCGAUAAAGACAUUUGGGCGAAUUUGAGCAGCUUGGAGAUUCCAGAUUGCCCAAAACAAAACAGAGACGAAAAACCUGUUGUCCGAGAUUUUGUUGCUCAGAUUCAAAAAACUAAGGUGGUGGACUGCUCUGUAGCCACGUGUAGAGUGUUCAAGUGCAGCAGAUUCAUGGAAAGACUGGACACUAAGACGUACACAAUCUCUGCCAACAUUAGCUCAGGUUGGAUCCAGCAGAUUGGACUUGAAUCUGCAAAAUUCCUCCUGACCAGCACUGCCAGUCUGGAGUAUGACAGAAACCAGUAUAUCUUCUUUUCAAUUGGGUCUAAUAACAAUCCUCCUGUUCGCAAGAUUGAGACAGAAGUUGAGGUGUAUCCUGAACCAGAUUUCACCAAAGAGAUCGUUGGAGGUUCCCUGGGAGGACUGGCUUUCCUGGCUUUACUCACUGCUGGUUUGUACAAGGCUGGAUUUUUCAAGAGUAAAUACCAAAACAUGAUCAAUGAAGGUGCAGACGGUGGAGCGGAUCCAGGGAUUGAUGGAGAUGCACCAGAAUAAAACACAAAAAAGCCGUUUGUAUCUCACAGAAGUCCGGUAUUUUCAGAUCCGUUAGACUUGUCGACUGGUGCUGACAUCAGAACAAAACAGAUUCAGCAUCUCUAGUUGGCACUCUCAUCUCUCAUGAGUUAAUUUGUACCAGUAGCACCUGGGCAUUUUUAAUCUCAAAUGAACUUGUCGACAUGUUCAGGACUGAACAUGGUUCUGUGCCGAUAGCUCUGAUUCGGUAAUUUAAAAUACAGCUUGUUUGCAUCUGAAAUCCCUCCCUUGUAUAGUCAUUCACUAUUGUCUAUAGCAGAGGUUCCCAACCUGAGGGUCACAAAACAAACUUCAGGUAUCAAUGUUAUUCUCCUUUUAAAGAAACACUUACAACUUUAAUGUUUUAGCCUUCUGGAGCUCAAAAAAUACUUAAAUGAAACAGUGUGAGCAGGGAAAACAUCCGUCUAUCAACUGCUCACACUAUUGGUUCAUUUAAGGCGUCACAGUAAAACAAAAGGUUGGGAACUGCUGUUAUAUAUUGUCGACAUUUAGUAAUUUGCAUUGUGGUAAACUGUUAAUUGAGAUUUCGUGCACUAUAUGGAGCAUAAAGUUUACACUUUACACAUGUAGUGCACUUUGAGGCACAUGAGCAAUGAUUUUAAACACAGCCUAAGCUUUAGAGUUUUUAUCUUUUAGAAACCAUAUUUUGCUGGUUGACAAUGAAACAUUUCUGCAUUUACAUUUCUGCAAAUGUGUGUUAAUUUGUAGAAAUCCCUUCAUACAGUCCAUUGUGUGAUGGGAAAAAAUUGUACAGUAUGAGCUGUUGUAUUCUAGUUUUUAUCACAUUAUGUACUGUAAAAUUUCUAAAAUGCUUAAACUUGCUAACUUGCUUAAAAAAACAACAACUGUAUUAUUACAGUUGAGAGUGUGAACUGCAUUGUUUAAAAAUAAAUUAUGAAAUGUGUCAUCUUGAAA